Messenger RNA from Dictyostelium discoideum AX4, 159 nucleotides. RefSeq lists its product as hypothetical. The transcript has 4 exons. Bases 1 to 159 code for a protein of 52 amino acids. The record is from RefSeq and is a predicted model, not a curated record. NCBI's taxonomy places the organism in Eukaryota, Evosea, Eumycetozoa, Dictyosteliales, Dictyosteliaceae.
AUGUUAUUUGAUCAAAUUAAUAAAAAAUUAAAUUCAAUAUCAGAGGGAAAUAAUUUAUUAAAUAAUAAUAAUCAGGAAAAUUAUUUUAAGAAUUCAAUAUCACAAAAACAUUCACCACAAUUUCAUUCAACCUUUUUAAGUUUAAAUUUUAAUUUUUAA